Molecule: messenger RNA, 2175 nt
Organism: Prorocentrum cordatum
Lineage: Eukaryota; Dinophyceae; Prorocentrales; Prorocentraceae
Source: the annotation of a GenBank genome assembly
GCGGGCGACGUUCGGUUCUCCAUCGCUUCGGCGGACCUCGACGUGGCCUUCUACCACAUGCGGGUCCCUGACGGCAUGGAGGAGUAUUUCAUGUUGCCGCCAAUCUCCGCCAAGUAUCUCGCGCCUCGCGGAAUCGCAGUGGCGGGGGUGAGCGGUGAGUCGGUCUUGCUGCCUCAGGAGGUACUUCAGACUUCUUUGGGUCGCGCUGGCUUCUCGCCGGGCGACCUGAUCCUCGACGGCCACUGCGGCUGCCAGCUCGCCGACGACCCUGACUCUGUCGUGGGCGCUGGCCACGUGGACAACUACUUUGUUCUCGGCGGCUCCCCAAAGACGGUGGGCGAGCGGCUGCGGGCCAUCGCGGACGAUUUGACGCACCGCGGGCUCGCUGUGCACGAGCUCGAGGCGCCCUCUCAUGACUGCGACUUCUUUGGGCUGUCGUUGCGCGAGGGGCGCUGGCUCAGCCUCAGGCAGGUCAUCAUCGGCUUCCUCCUCCGCGUGCUGACGGGCCACAUCGCAUGGGCGCUGCUGCUGCUGCGGAGGGAGCUGCUGUGCAUCCUGGGUGCGACCUACGCUUGCAUCGAGGCCGCCGUGUCGACGGCUGCCCCGCUCUGGCCCACCGUCCGGCACGAGCUCCAGCUUGUUCACGACCUGCUGCCGCUGUGCGCGGCUGCCCUCGGCGCCGCGUGGCAUGGGCGAGUUGCUUGCACGGGCGCCUCGCCAUUUGGGCUGGGCGUUGUUGCUCGCCGCGCCCCGCAGGACCUCGUGGGCACCAUCGGUGGAGUCGCCGAAAAGUGGAGGUACAAGGUCGAGGGCGGCGCUCAUGCAAGGAGUAGGGCGGUCGGGCUCGACCUCGGCGUUUCGUCAGUGCCGCUCGGGGACGUCGUCGCUGAUCUCGGGGAUGACGCUCGUGUACGUGGUGAUGGGAUCGAUGACUACUCGUCGUUCGCGGAUGUUCUGGGCGGGGCCCACGUGGGCCCGUUGGAGCUGCAGUCGCCAGGGCCUCUCGGGGAUUCCGACAAGUCGAUCCUGGGCAUGCGACCUGCCGUGGACUUCGAUGAGGCGUUGGUGGAGUUCAUGGACAACGAGUUCCUCAUCGGCAGCGCCGGCAACCAGGGGAACGUUCCCUUGGCGGCGGUGGUGCUCUUCCUCAGGUCCUUCCGCAUGCGGGCCCUUGUGCUGCUGGCGAAGGCUCCUCGAGCCGCAGCGGCCUGGUCGCGGCGCGCGCGGGCGUGGCCCCGAUGGCUGCUGCCGCGCCGCGUGGCGUCCGCCUGGGCCGGCCUCCUGAUCCACGACGGUUCCCACUUGCUGGCCCUCUGCAUCCUCGUCAUGUUCGCCUCGUACCUCAGGCGCGGGGAGGCGGCGAAGCUCUGCGCUCGCCACCUCGUCGCGCUGUCCGAGGCGGCGGGCCCGGGCUACCAGUUCUUCGAGCUGCUCCUGCACGAGGGCGGACAGGAGCCAGGCAGGACGGGCGUGAGCGACGAGAGCAUCUUGUUCGACCGCGGGCCCUUGCUCACCCCUCUACAGCCGGCUCUGAAGUUGCCCAUUACGCCUUCGGAGCCGCUGUGGGGACAGGAGGCGAGUCGUCUCGGCACGUUGCUCAGCCUCGCGGGUCGGCGGCUGUCGCUGGAUCGCCUUCGCCCCCACCUGUGCAGCCUGCGCCUUCGGGAAGCCUCGAACGUCAUGCGCUCCCAGAGGCGUCUGCUGGCAGAGACUCAGUGGCGAUGGCGCUGGCGGACUACCAAGAGCUUGAACCGCUACGCCAGGGAAACCAAGCUCCUGGACGGGAUCUCGUGGUUCUCGCCAGUGGUCAUGGAUCUCAGGGCCUUUGUCGAGAGCGGCCUCGUGGCGCGGGUCAGCGGCCGCCUGCCCGGCUGGCUGGCGACUGGCCUCGUCCCGGCCGCCGGCGGCGGCGCUGCUGGCCCCGACGACGGCGGCCCGCCGGCGGACGCGGUGAGGCGGCACUUGCAGCGGCAGUACCGGCGCGCAGCAGCGCCUGGCCGCGCCCUGCGGCGUCGCCCUGUCCUAGAGCUCUUCUGCGGGGCCAGCGCGAUUGCUAAGGCUGUGCUCGCCUGCGGUCUCGCUGCCUUCGGACUUGACUGGCAGCGCGGCCCGCUGGAGGACCACGUGCUGCCAGCAUUCGUCGCCACCGUCGUUGGCUGGAUCCAAUCUCGGGCC